AGCUCAUGGGAUUUGUCUGUGCUUGUUGGGGUGCUGGGGAACCCAGGGCCUUGUGCGCGCCAGGCAUGUGCCCCACCACGGAGCCCCCCACGCAGCCCAUCUGAUUGAACAGGCCAGACCGUCCAUUGUGGUGUGAACUGAGGACACAGCUGUCCCCACAGUCCAUGGAGCCAAGACUUGUCACCAGCUAUAAGGAGAAUGUGCCCCCAGGGCCUGCAACCCCCAGGAGGCCAGAGCAACGAAGAUUUCUGAGGGGCCUGGAAAUUGGCCUGAGCCAUGGAAAUGGCCAGUCGGUGCCCAUAUGCCAGGUCACAAGGGGAGGGCCACCUACCACACCCUCUCCAGGGACGGCACUGCCCCAGGAUCCCUGCCGAGUGCAGAGCAACCUGGCCAGUCCUCAUCCCCGCCUGGGCCUGCCCUUGAAGGACACGACUUGCUGGCUGGACACUUCAGGCUUCCAGCAACAAAGCAACUUGUGGUCACUGGCUGGGAGGCCCCAAGGGAAGGUGCGAGAGUCCCCUGUUCAGCAGAAGAACUUGCGUGUGGGAGGGACGGGCAGCAGCUCCCUCCGGGAAAGCCACAGGCCGCGGGCUCACCUGCCCCUCUGCAUGAGGCAGGUCCCCGGAGCCACACUGGCCCCCUGCCCCAACUUCAGGCCUGCCACAGGCUUCAGUCCACUGGAUGGAUGCCCACGGCCAGGUCCCAGAGCCUGGCGUGACCUGGAGAGCUGGACUGGCAGGCUGGUGGGGGAGCCCCUCACCCUGGAGGACUUAGCUGUCCCUGCCCGGAGCCAGGCUCGGGCCCCGCCCCCCAUUGCCACCUGCCUGCUGCUGGCCUCCGCGAAGCGCUUGGAGCAAGAGGCCGCUGGCCUCAGGUGCAGGGUGUCCCGGAAGCCCCCUGGCCAUGCACCGUGGGGCCCCCGCACCCGCCGUGGCCAGACGUUCCCUGCCCGCCCCCAGCCCAGCCAGCCUGUUCACGCUUCCCAGGAUGAGAAGAGACGCCCCCGCGGCCUCCUAGAGACUUGGGGGGUCCAGGCGCCCAUAGACCCUGGAGCGCUCAGCGAGCCGGAGUCGUUCACCACCGCUCUGGGGACAUUCACGGGGAACUUCUUUGACUCUGAGCAGGAGGUCCUUCCCGAGCAGCCCCCAGGACAAGGAGACAAGUGCCCCCCAGAGCCUCCACCUGGCUGGGAGGCCAUGGGGAUCCCCAGUCUCACUGGAGGGACGGGCAGCUCGGAGGCCAGGCUCACUUCUUCAGCCUCCUCCAGCGCCGCUGGGGACGCCCUCCUUGGGCAGGAAGGAGAGCAGCCCCUGCGGGAGCAGGCAGACAGGGAGGCAGAGAGGACGGCUUCCUGUCCCUCAGAUGCCACCUCUUCGAGGAGGAGCGGCCAGCAGGUGGAGGCUGGAGGAGGCUGGGCCAGGGUGGGGCUCCCAGCAGAACGGUGUGACCCUGGAGCCCCAGGCAGCCCGGUGAGGCCAUGGCUGUGGUGGGUGGGAGAGGCAGGCUGGGUGAUGGCAGAGGCACAGGAGAGGAAAUGUCUUCCAGGAAGCCAAAGGGUGUCAUUGGUCCCUGGUCCCCGGAGCUCUCCUGCUGGGACUUCUUGUCCAGCUGUCAGCGAGAGGGAGGUUGUCCUGCGUGGCCAGGGCCACCCCUUUGUGACUGCUGGAAAGGCCACACAGGAAGGGCCCAGAUGCCGCUGCCCCUGGGGGUGGGAGGGCCAGGUCCUUCCCCAAUCAGCCUGGUCUGUCCUCAGCUGGCAGCGGCUGUCCAGAUGUUUCAGAGCCUGGAGACACUUGGCCUGGAGGCGGUGGGCAGUGACCAUGGCAGUGGCUCUGAGCCGCAGGCGCCUGCUGCGAAAGGGCCUUCGGGCCUUGCGAUGGGCCCUGUGGCUCCGGGAGGCACAGCUGGAGGCGGCCUGGGGGCGACACACCAAGGCCCUGCUAGCCCGGAGCUUCCGAGAGUGGAGAUGCCUGGCUCUGCGGCAGGAGCAAGGGCACCCCCAUGUCCAGUAUGUGUCCAGACCCCCUUGUCACGGCCCUUCCUUGGGAAGAGUGGCAGUGGUGGACCCUGCCCAGAGGUGCAGGUCGGCUGGAACCCCCAGUCCAGGGAGGCAGAGGCAGGAGGAGGGAGCCCGGCCUCGUCCACUGCAGCCUGGGCAGAGAGCGGAUGACGGAGACGGGCGAGUCCAGGUCCUGCAGGCCUUGCAGCAGCUGGCAGUCUCCCUCCUGCAGUACCACCUGAAGGACAGGACCAGGCAGGAGCGGGCGGUCCUGGAGGAGGCACCUGGGGCCCCACAGAGGACUCGGAGGAUGGCCAGCCCCCCACGGGCCUGGCACCCAAAUGCUGCAGGUGCCUCAGUGACCUCUCAGCCGCAGAGAGCUUGGCUGCCCAGGGGCUCUUGUAGGUGCUCAGGGGCCUGGCAACAGCUGGCACCAAGAGGAGCCCAGGUCCAGAACCACCCUGCUGACCCCAGGCUGGAGACCCUGAGAGUGUGCCUGGCACAGUGGGUGCAGAUGAAGCAACUCCGAGCCUCAGAGGGCACCAAGGUGACCCGGCUGUCCCUCUGCCUGAAGAAGGCGGGUAGCUCAAGCCCUGGAGCCACCACAGCCCGCCGCCUUCAGAUAGUGGCCCAGGCCCAGGGGCCACCCCAGGGGCCAGGCCAGGGCUCCCUCCAGGAGGCCUGCCGGAGACUGACCCUGACCCAGGCACUGCGGCUGUGGAGGACACGGCUCUGUCAGCACCAGCAGGCUACGCGCGGGCAGGCAUCCUGUGGCCGUGUGCGGGCUCUGGAGCGGGGGGGCCUGGGGCCUAGCUCACCCCUGACCAGUGCCACGAUCCCCACCCUCCCCUGGGAGUCGGUGAUGCAAGCAGAGUGCCAGGGGGGAGCACGUCACCCUGCUCUGGCCAGAGAGGAGGCGGGGCCCCUGACUUGCCACCUCUUCUGCAGCUCCUUCUCUCAGGGCCUGCGGGAGAGGACCCUGCGGCACAUCCUGAGCUGGUGGCGCUUGAGGGCAUGGGCUCAAGGCACCCUGUCAGGCGGCAGCGAGACCCCUUUGGCCCUGGGGCCAUGGGGCAGUGGCCCGAGAGAGGCCUGGCUGGGCUGCAGUGACCCCCGGGUUCCCUGGAGCAGGACCCCCGUCCUCCUGGAGCCUCUCCGGGUGAGCUUCCUGUGGGCAGCUGGGCGGCGACGGCAGAGGCAAAGCCUUCUGCUCUGGUGGGCACGGGCCCAGCAGUCCCGGGGCGCAGCGAGGUGGUGCCAGCGCAGCCUGCAGAGGCGUGUCCUCCUCAGCUGGAGCCACUGGAGCACAGCCCAAGGUGCCCGGAGGGAGUUGGCUGCCCAGCGGGCCUGGGAGCGGAGCUGCAGGACUGCGCUGGGGCUGUGGCGGCAGCGGCUGGCGCAGUGGCAGGAGGCCGAGCAGCGGGCCCAGGAGCGGGGCCGGGGACUGGCGCGGGAGGCGCUGCGCUGCUGGCACUCCCGCUGGCAGAGGCAGCAGGUCCUGCAUGAGAAGUACCAGAGGUGGGUGCAGGGCCACCUCCGGGGCCUGCGGAGGACCAUGUUCCAGGGCUGGUGGCAGGCAGCGGCUCGAAGGAGGCACAAGCAGAGGGUCCUAAAGGCCUGGGCUCAGUUAGCGGCCCAGGGCCACGUCCAGCAAGCUGCCAUCACCCAGCUUCAGCAGGCUGGGCUUAGGCGCCUCCUUUGGACCCACUGGGCCCAGUGGCAGAUGGCGCUGCUCAGAGUGCGGCUGAAACCAUGGACCCAGGCCCAGAGGAUGGACCUUGAGCACUGGCCCAGGCUGGCCAGCAGAGGGUGCCUCGUGCUGAUGGACACUCCAGCCCCUUGGAAGCAGACCCGCAGCUGCUGGACAUGGGCCACAGGGCCUGUGCUGCCCCGGCCAACAUGGGAGCACAGCCACGGUGCAGAGAGGACACAGAAAGAAACCACCUGGGCUCAGAGUGACAGAGAGUAUCCCCUCUGCCCCACCUCCCGGUUCUGGUUGCAGUGGCCUGGACAAGGCAGCUGGGCUUCUAGCUGGCUGCCUUCGGGACUGAGAGGUGGGGGGCUCAGAGCCCUCCAAAGCCAAGGGAAGGCCCCUCCCAGGAGGCCGGGUGCUCAUUCCUGUAGGAUCCUGGAAGAGCAGCCCCAGUCCCAUGGCUCUGCGCUCCUCUGGUCAUGGAGAGGUGCUGAUGCUCCUGGUCAUAAGGAGGAAGUACCUGCGGUGCUGGCGCCUCAAGGCUCGGCUUCGAGGGUUCCAAGCUUCCCAGAAUGCCAGGCGCCUGGCAGUGAUUUGGAGGAGCUGGGCAGAUGCUCGAAGGGGGCAGCAGCCGUCUCAGGCCCUGCUCAGGCAGUGGCACCUGGGACAGGCCUGGAGGAUAUGGCGGCGUCGGGUCCUGCAGCUGCAGGUAGCUGUGAGGCUACAGCAGCAAGAAGGUGGCUGGGUCCUCUCCCAGGUACCAGCCAGGGCCACCUCACUUCACCCAACCAGCCCUCCCCAAACCAGUACCAGCUCUGGUCAUGGCUGGGCUGAGGGUCUUCCCUGCUUGCCACGCCCGGGGGCCCCUUCAUUUGCAGGGGAGAGGGGUGGGGUUGAGUGUAGAACAUACAGCCCAGAGGCUAGAGCCUGAGAUUUGACUA
Molecule: messenger RNA, 4633 nt
Organism: Marmota monax (woodchuck)
Lineage: Eukaryota; Metazoa; Chordata; Mammalia; Rodentia; Sciuridae
Gene: CUNH1orf167
Product: chromosome unknown C1orf167 homolog
Source: RefSeq, a predicted model, not a curated record